Aspergillus novofumigatus IBT 16806 is the source of this 903-nucleotide messenger RNA. RefSeq lists its product as uncharacterized. The transcript has 2 exons. Bases 265 to 780 code for a protein of 171 amino acids. The record is from RefSeq and is a predicted model, not a curated record. NCBI's taxonomy places the organism in Eukaryota, Fungi, Ascomycota, Eurotiomycetes, Eurotiales, Aspergillaceae.
UGAGAUUCCCCAAUGACUGACGGAGAACUAGAGCCUCAAAUAGCCUUACCAUUGUGACCACAGCCGCAAUGUGGACAGUCCAAUCAUAUGUUUUUCUAUACGAGAAGGAUCGACAUUUGGUCUUGGACCGGUCACGUGGUUGCCAAGUUGGGAUACGAGACCCCCCCCCCUCUUUACUCGAUUUCUUCUCCUGAGGGAUCUCUGUGAGAGGGCUGAUAAGGGACAUACGUUCUUGAGGAAGUGAAAUUAACAAAGGAUCUAGAUAUGGACCCGUUAUUGAUCGCGGGCAGCUCGACUGCCCUGAAAGCAUCCUGCCACGAGAUCAUCUCAUUCACGUCAGGAAUUCUGCGUGAUGACGUUCCAGAUGGGGACAUGACAAUCUCAAACGCAGGUCAUGACCUAAGUCGUAUCUGUCUCGUCCUGGAUGAGAUCAUCCCCACAUGGAGGGCGCAUUCCUCCAUCCUGAUGACGCACCCGUCUGCCAGUUUCGGGAUGUGGACUUGCAUGCAGACUAACUUAGACAACAUCCGAGUCACGCUCCAGCGGCUACGGCAAGAGCUGGAACCUAUUGUCAAGGGCGGGCAGAAGAAGCGCUCGCUGUUCAAGGUUUACGCCAAGGCGUGGAUAUUGGGCUUGCAUAGCAGCGCGAUUAUUGCGUAUCGCGGCCGCCUGGAACCACACCGUAAGGCUUUGAGGGUUGGCGCCACUAUGAUGAACAUGUAUGUGUUUUCAUGGCAACGGAGUUUGAAUAUGGUUGGUAUGGGUGCUGAUUUCAUCUGAGGUGUGUGCGGCUGCAACAAAAUGCACCGGCCCAAGAGAAGCAAUCGUCGCUUGUUGUCUUGGACAUUGAGAUUAAGGACCUCGAGGCGGCUGUACAAUCUAUGAAGAAGCUGUCUUUUGUGU